AUGGCGGACACUGUCUCGAAGCAUCGAGCUGAGUUUGCCUUUGCUCAGCUUGAGAACGAGAGAGCUCUGACAUCUCUUCGUGACGAGCUAAGGGUAGCUCGUGGGAUUGUUGAUCGGUCUCGGGAUGAGAUAACUGCUCUUCAGACCCUUGUCGAUGCCCACCAUCGGGAGCACAAGGCUCUCUGCAAGAUGCUUGAGCGCAAGGGCGUUCUUCAUCGGAAGAAGCAGCGUACUGAUGGUACAGCUUAA
Messenger RNA from Peronospora matthiolae, 249 nucleotides. The record is from the annotation of a GenBank genome assembly. NCBI's taxonomy places the organism in Eukaryota, Oomycota, Peronosporomycetes, Peronosporales, Peronosporaceae.